AUGAAUAAGGAGAACAAAGAAAAGAAAGUAAUAUCUACGCCGCUAUUACGAAAACAAACGAAGUCUGUAGAAAUUCGAAAGCCUCAGACGACUCUUUUACAAAGUAAGAGUGGAUCUGUAGUAAAUAAUGAAGAAACUGAAAAACUUCGCGAACUAAAAAAAUUUAAACACGAAAAAGAACAAGCUGAACGACGUCUAUCAUCAUCAUCAUCAACGCAAUUAAAAAAAAUCACACCCUCAACUGUGACAAAUAUAACAACUACUAAGUCGAAGGAAUUAUUCAAUAGUAAUAAAGAAAUAAAAUUCGAAACGAAUUAUCAAUCUUUUGUACAUUCUUCAGUACAAUUAACCAAUAUAUCCCAAAAUAAAAAUUUAUCAUCAAUUAAUUUCUCGGAUAAAACCAUUGAAAACAUUAUUGAGAAUGUAGACAACCGAUUAGAUUCUAUUAAUGAAGGAUCAAUGCCUGCAUCGAAUAUUUCAAAGAAAUCGGAUUUGGAUAUUACACCUAUUCGUAGGCAUUCAAAGAUAUAUGAAAGUCCUUCAAUUAAAGUAUCGGGUAAAGCACAACGGAUUUUAGUAUCUAAUAUAGAAUCUGAUGACGCCCAAGAAAAAAUAAAUCAAGAAGAAGAAGGUUUGGUAACGCCCACAUUAUCAUCACCUUAUGCAACAGUAAUUCCUCGUAGACGUUCAAAAAUAUAUUCAAGUCCCGCAAUAAAGGUAUCUGGAAAAGCUCAACGCGUAAAAGUACAAAUGCCUGAUGAAUCGGAGGAAGGAGAAUUGGAAUCUCCCUCUAAACCAUAUAGUAAAUAUAAUCCUGAAGGCAAGUUAAUAACUGAACUUAUGACAUCACAAUUUAAUUCUCGCAGAAAUUCAAAAACAUGUCAAAGUCCAACUUUAAAAUUGUCUGGAAAAGCUCAACGAGUGAAACUUGAUUCAACUCUCUCUGAAGAUGAUAAUGAUUCCCCCAAAAAGAUCACAUUGACAUCAUUGAAUCCUCGAGAACGUUCAUAUUCUUUGACCAGAAAUAAAUUUUCAGAAAGUGAUCAAUCAAAUUCUACCGAGAUGCCACAUUUAUACAAACGUCACACAUCUCCUAUAUUUAAAUUCCAAGGGUCUGGUAAAUCUCAACAAUUGACGGUUGAUUUAAAUGGAACAAACGAUGUAUCAGAAAAUUCAAAAGUAGAUGUUGUAUUAGAGAAAAAUAAUAUUUACGAAAAACUCAAUCAAUCGAAUCAACUUGAAACAGAAAAGAAAAUAUACACUUCUUUAUAUUCAACUCCUGAUAAUAAUAAUGAAAAAGGAAAAAUUACUACGAAAAAUUUAUUAAGCCAAACCGUAGAUUUGAAAGAAUCCUUAACAUCUAUGAAAGUAAAAAAGAAUGAACUUUCUUUAGCGGUAUCUCCGAUAAGAAAUCAAAAAACAUUAUCAGAUACGAAUUUAUUAAUCUUUGAUGAACAAGAAAUUUGUAAAUUGUUGGAACAAAAUGGAUUUAAAUAUAAACCAAAUCUGGCGUUACAUUGUGAACAUAAUCUUUCGCCCCUUAAAAGAAAUUCUAAAAAGGGUGAUGUAAAAAAUUCUGUUGAACAAGGAAAUCAAGGAUCAACUAUGAAAACGAAUAGAUGGGAGAGUUUCACUGAUGUUUUAGGUUUGGGACCAGGACCAAAAAAUCUUUGA
This is a messenger RNA of Diversispora eburnea, 1674 nucleotides long. NCBI's taxonomy places the organism in Eukaryota, Fungi, Glomeromycota, Glomeromycetes, Diversisporales, Diversisporaceae. The record is from the annotation of a GenBank genome assembly.